Molecule: messenger RNA, 2196 nt
Organism: Acyrthosiphon pisum (pea aphid)
Lineage: Eukaryota; Metazoa; Arthropoda; Insecta; Hemiptera; Aphididae
Product: 52 kDa repressor of the inhibitor of the protein kinase-like
Exons: 5
Coding region: 1-2196 (731 amino acids)
Molecular function (GO): protein dimerization activity
Source: RefSeq, a predicted model, not a curated record
AUGAAUAAACGAAAACAGUCUACGCUCUUAGAGUUUUGUAAUAAAAAAAAGAACAAUAGUUCCAAUUCUACUGCGGAUGUCGAUGAUGCAGUUGUAAUAUCCGAGGUAAUACCAGCGUCAACAACAACUUAUAAUAAAGUAACUACUAGUAAUAAUAGUAAUAUCGAGGUAGAAAAUGAUAUUUCCUCAUUAGUUAUUAGUAAUGAUAUCGGUCUUUAUAUUAAUUCAUCACGUGUUAUUGAAGAUACUGUUAAAAUAAAACUUUUGGAAAAUAAGUGGAAACCACCCCCUAGCUUUAAAUAUCCGUUUUCAGUUCAUAAAAAACAGGGAAAGGAAGAAAAACGAUUUUUGAGGUAUAACCAUUUUGAACAAUAUCCAUGGCUUGUUUAUUCGAAGUCAUUAUCUGGUUGUUUUUGUUUAUACUGUACAUUGUUCUUGGUUCAAAAUACUGGUGGAAAACAAAAUACUGAACAAUUAAAAAAAUUAGUUACAGUUCCUUUAAAGAAAUAUGCUAAAUUACUAGGCAAACAUGGUGAUUUGGAAACUCAUAGUAACAAUGAUUAUCACAAAAAUGCUAUCUUACGUUCUGAAGAUUUUGUACGAACUCAUCUCUGUCCCGACAAACGAGUAGAUAAUUUAUUAAGUACCGAACGUUAUAGACAAGUAACUGAAAACCGAAAUCGGUUAAAGCCAAUUGUUGAAUCUAUAAUAUUUUUGGGCCGCCAAAAUAUUGCGUUUAGAGGACACCGCGACCAAGAAAAUUUAACUGAUAAACAUAAUUUAAAUGAAAUUAAAAUAUCAUCUUCUGUAGUUAACGAAGUUAACUUUCGUGAACUUUUGAGAUUCCGUAUUGGAUCUGGAGAUGAUUGCUUAAAAAAUCACUUGCUUACAGCCCAUUCAAAAGCAACAUAUAUCUCACAUACCACACAAGAUCAAUUGAUUAAAUGUUGCAAAGAAGAAAUACUAACGAUUAUUUUAAAAGACGUAAAAAAAAGUCGAUAUUAUAGUAUUAUAUUUGAUGAGACCACGGACAUAGCUCAUAUUUCUCAAAUGAGCUUAAUUUUAAGAUAUAUCGAUGAAAAAAAUCAAGUUUUUGAACGAUUUGUCGGAUUUUUGAAUUGUCAUGAUAAAUCUUAUGAUAAUGCAAAUGUUGACGAAGAACUUCAAGUAAACGAAUCCAAAUUGACUGGAGAAAAAUUAGGAGAUAUUGUAGUAUCUAUUUUAAAAAGCAUGUCACUGGAUCUUGAAAACUGUGUUGGUAUUGGAACAGACGGAUGUUCGGUCAUGAUUUCUCAACUUCGUGGUGCUGUUCAACAGGUCCAAAAACAUUGUAUAAAUGCUGUACACAGUCCCUGUUCUAACCACGCAUUAAAUUUAUCAAUUUCAAAGUCAUCAGACGUACAGCUUUCUUGUUUAUCAGAAAUUAUAGAAAGUUUAACUGACAUAUCUGAAUGGACUGACCAUAUUUCUUCGUCAAAAGCUAAAACACUUUUAAUGGCUGUAACUUGUUGUGAUUUUAUUAUUACCUUAUUUGCAUUGACAGACGUUUUAAGUGUUACACUACCAGCCAGUAGACUUUUGCAAAGUUACGAUAGAGACAUUGCAGAAGCAUCUGAUAUAAUCAAUGGUAUUAUACUUACCCUCUCUGGAAAACGAUCUAAUUGUGAAUCAGACUUUUCACAAUUAUUUGAACAAAGUAAGAAUGUUAUGAAUACAUUGGACAUUGAUUUAAAAUUACCAAGAAUUGCCAAACGCCAAACACAAAGAUCUAAUACUCCUGCUCAAUCACUAGAAGAAUAUUAUCGUCGAGUUUUAUAUAUUCCACUUGAAAACAUUUCAGAAGACUUGCAGUCACGAGAAAUAGAACUAUGGAAAACCAAAUGGAUUGAAAGUAAAAAUGAAUGUAAAACAAUUCCUGAAAACGUAUUAGAAUCAAUUACGCAAUGUAAUGAAAUACUAUUUCCCGGGAUCAGAAAAAUACUGAUUAUAUUAGCUACUUUGCCAGUAAGUGUUGCUUCCGCAGAGAGGAGUUUUUCGACGUUACGCAGAUUAAAAACUUGGUUAAGAAGUCAAAUUGGACAGGAAAGAUUGACUGGUUUGGCACUGUUGCAUGUACAUCGCGAUAUAGAAUUAGAUACAUGGAAAAUAAUAGAUCGGUUUGCAGAACACAAACGCAUUAAAAAAUUUGUUUUAUAG